Messenger RNA from Rhododendron vialii, 956 nucleotides. Its product is annotated as transcription factor MYB21. Gene Ontology annotation, biological process: regulation of DNA-templated transcription. The transcript is spliced from 3 exons. Bases 69 to 812 code for a protein of 247 amino acids. The record is from RefSeq and is a predicted model, not a curated record. Gene Ontology annotation, cellular component: nucleus. Gene Ontology annotation, molecular function: DNA-binding transcription factor activity; sequence-specific DNA binding. Lineage: Eukaryota; Viridiplantae; Streptophyta; Magnoliopsida; Ericales; Ericaceae.
AGCUUCUAUACCUAAUAAUUAAUAUACAAAACUAGGCUUUUGGGGCUUUAAAGCCUUGUGGGAGAGUUAUGGCAGGAGAGUACUUUGGGUGGGGGGUGAUAGAAGAAGGGUGGAGGAAGGGGCCUUGGACUGCAGAGGAAGAUAGGUUGCUCAUUGAGUAUGUCAAGUUGCACGGUGAAGGAAGAUGGAACUCUGUUUCUAGGGUUGCAGGGUUGAAAAGGAAUGGGAAAAGCUGUAGACUGAGGUGGGUGAACUACUUGAGGCCAGACCUCAAGAGGGGACAAAUCACCCCACAUGAAGAAAACAUAAUUUUGGAGCUUCAUGCUAGGUGGGGGAACAGAUGGUCAACAAUCGCGCGAAGCUUGCCCGGAAGAACUGACAAUGAGAUCAAGAACUACUGGAGAACACACUUCAAAAAGAAGGCAAAAUCCUCCUCCGCCAGCAAUGAAAGGGCAAGAGCCCGGCUUCUGAAACGUCAACAGUUCCAGCAACAACAACAGCAGCAGCAGCAUCAGCAGCAACAACCAACACCACAGCAACAAAUGAACCAAAUCACCCUGAAAAUGAUCAUGUCAUUUCUUGAUGAAGAUCAUGAUCAGCAGAGACUGCCAGCCCUGCCCCAGGCUAGGCAAGACAUGGCAGCUCUGUAUCCGAACAGCACCGCAGAGGAUCAACAAGGCUUCUAUUAUCCAGUUUUCAAUGGCUAUGGGUCUGUCCCUGAGGCUCACAAUGUCGACGAGAAUGUGUGGUGGGAUGGGUUGUGGAACCUAGAUGACCAUGGGGUGUGGUGCAAACAAAGCUGCUCUGCAUAAGUUAUCCACUUGAUCUUUCUCUUGAGUCUUAAAUUAUUAGUUGUGAGUUUUUAUUUUCUUGAUGCAUCCUUUGUUUUUGUUAAUGGUUGUGAUUGGAACCAAAAGGUUCUCAAUCAGGAGAGAAAAUAGUAAUGCAUGUAAUCC